Messenger RNA from Dujonia railenensis, 864 nucleotides. Lineage: Eukaryota; Fungi; Ascomycota; Pichiomycetes; Serinales; Debaryomycetaceae. The record is from the annotation of a GenBank genome assembly.
AUGUUGACGCUUGCUAUUGGAGACCUCUUCAUUCCGGACCGCUCUAUACAGUUGCCGGCCAAAUUCCAGAAGUUAUUGAGCCCAAACCCCGGUUCAAUCCCCUCCAACAAUAAAAUCUCAAAAGUCCUAUGCUUGGGAAACAUCACCCAGUCGUACGAUACGUUGGAGUUCUUAUACAACUUGUCGCCCUCCUUUAAUAUCGUCAGGGGAGAGUUUGACGACACGCAGUUGUUAACGCUGAAAUUGAAGUCAUUGUCAGCCAAGGAUGCACAGGUUCCCUUGUACCUGAUAACGGCUCACGACAACCUUAAGAUUGGAUACACAAACGGGUACCAAAUUGUACCCAGGAACGAUCCAUUGUCGUUGCUUACGUUGGCCAGAGAAAUGGACGUCGAUGUGUUGAUUUGGGGCGGUACACACAAGAUUGAGGCAUAUACCCUUGAUGGGAAAUUUUUCAUAAAUCCUGGAAGUGCCACUGGCGCCUUCACCUUCGACUGGCCGGAGAGAUACGAGGAGGAGGAAGAAGAGGAAGAAGAAGAAGAUGGCUCAGAGGCAACCGAUACUGGAGCCCCAAAGGAAGACGAGGAGAAGCAAGACCAAACAGAGGAAAAGGCCCAAGAACAAGAAGGAGGAGGAGAUGCCACUGUCGACGAAGAUAACCUUGAAGCUGAUAGCGAGAAAGAAAAGAACCCGGAGGAAUUGUGGGGACCAGGUAAGGUAGAUCUAAGCAAUGUCCCAGAGUUGGAAGAACCAAUCCCGUCCUUCUGCCUACUCGAUACACAUGACUCUACUUGUACAUUAUAUAUUUAUACAUAUUUAGAUGGGGAAGUCAAAGUAGACAAGGUCAGCUAUACCAAAGAAUAA